Molecule: messenger RNA, 1843 nt
Organism: Benincasa hispida (wax gourd)
Lineage: Eukaryota; Viridiplantae; Streptophyta; Magnoliopsida; Cucurbitales; Cucurbitaceae
Product: transcription factor MYB44-like
Biological process (GO): regulation of DNA-templated transcription
Cellular component (GO): nucleus
Molecular function (GO): RNA polymerase II cis-regulatory region sequence-specific DNA binding; DNA-binding transcription factor activity, RNA polymerase II-specific
Source: RefSeq, a predicted model, not a curated record
CUUCCCCCACCUCUGCUCCAUUAACCCUACAGGAACUCCAUAACUCAGAGCUCUACCAUUAAAAUCCCAAUUUCAAUUUUAAAAUCUUUUACCCUUUAAUUCUCCCUUUUCUAUUUUCCCAAUUUUGAUGUUCUUUUAAACCCUUCUGUUCUUAAUUGUUCAUGGCGCUUACCCGUAAAGAUAUGGAUCGGAUCAAAGGUCCGUGGAGCCCUGAAGAAGACGAUGCUCUUCAGAGAUUGGUUCAGAAGCAUGGCCCACGCAACUGGUCCCUCAUCAGCAAAUCGAUUCCCGGUCGUUCUGGUAAGUCCUGCCGGCUCCGGUGGUGCAAUCAGCUCUCUCCUCAGGUGGAGCACCGCCCCUUCUCGCCGGAGGAGGAUGAGACUAUUAUCAGAGCUCAUGCUAACUUCGGAAACAGAUGGGCUACUAUUGCUCGCCUUCUCUCCGGCCGAACGGAUAACGCUGUCAAGAAUCAUUGGAAUUCCACGCUGAAGCGAAAGUGUUCGUCGAUGAUGAAUGAGGGAUAUGAAGCGGAUCCGAACGUACAGCCUUUGAAGAAAUCGGCCAGCGCUGGUGCUGCCGUCAACGGCUCGAAUGGACUCUACAUGAGCCCUGGAAGUCCAUCGGGAUCUGACAUAAGUGAUUCUAGUGUUCCUGUUGUGUCUACGACUGUCUACCGCCCUGUUGCCAGAACCGGCGGCGUUAUACCUCCGGGAGAAUCAGCGCCGUGUUCCGACACCGACCCGCCGACGUUGCUGUCGUUGUCUCUCCCUGGAGUCGACGGUUCGAGCCACAACGUAAGUGGGUCAACGGCGCAGGUACCUCUAACGGCGGCAUUCGCUCAAAUACAGAGCAUGGCGACAACAGAGCAAGGAAGAACGACCCAGCCUAGUGGUGGGAUGGCUGAGAAAAUAAAUGGGUUUGGAGUUUUCAGUGCAGAUUUAAUGGCGGUGAUGCAAGAGAUGAUAAAAUCGGAGGUGAAAAGCUAUAUGGAAGGGUUAUCGGAGCAGAGAGGAAGAAGAUGUUUUCAGCAGGCAAAAGCUGGUGGGAUUAGGAACGUUAGCUUUUAAGCGAAACGGUGAUUCAUCAUCAAGAUUUCAACUCUUAAAAACGAAAAUUGUUAAUUAGAAUUUGGAGGGGAGAUUAUAAUGAUGAUGAUUGCAGUUACUUACCAUUCAUUCUCAGGCUUCCAAAAGAAGAGACAGAGAGAAUGAGAAAACACAGUAAGAAAAUGUGUUAGUGUGGGAAGAACAAAGAACAAAACCUGGGAGUUUUGGUUUCUUUCCAAUUUUCAGCUCUUUUUUAUUGUAGUUUUUGAAGGAAAUAAUAUUUAGUCAAUGUACAGACAAAGAAAAGGGAGGGAAGUUCCCACUUCCAUUACAGAAACGGAAAUUGAACAAAACAGAGGUGAAGUUCGGAAGAAGUAUAUGAAUUUAUGGACCCUAAAACUGGGAAAAAAAAAAAAAAGGUUUGGACUUCUGAAAUUUGGGAGUAUUGGAACUUUGCUUUCAUUCUUGACAUUUCUCGUCUCUCAUUUUAAAAAACAUAAAAUCAUAAGGGAAAAAAAAGAAAAAGAAAAAGGAAAACAAAUCAAAAGUGCAGAAAAUCGAUCCCUUAGUUUAAAGUUGAAUGGUGGUCAAAUAAUGUUCUAAAUUCUAUCUAUGUAUACCUUUUCUUCCUUCUCAUUUUCGGUCUGGAAAUGGACAAUGGCCAUAACUACAACUACAAGGGAUAUUUUGAAUGACAGACUAGAAGAAAUUUCAACGAGGGAAUUCUUUGAAUGGAUAUUCCUUUGUUUAUUUAUUUAUUUUUAUUUUGGUGAGAAUUGGAUAUUCUAUUUGAAGUU